Molecule: messenger RNA, 7332 nt
Organism: Cladocopium goreaui
Lineage: Eukaryota; Dinophyceae; Suessiales; Symbiodiniaceae
Source: the annotation of a GenBank genome assembly
AUGGUACCAGGCGCCUUGGUGGCACAUAGAACCUGCCCUUUGGGCACCCCUGGGUUUAGCCGCAACUCGUUGGCCUGGUCAAGCCAUGGCGGCAAACCGGGUGCGCAGCGCCCUUCAGCAGCGCAGAAGCCUUUGCAGGACCUGCAGGACAUGUUGGAUGUAGAUCUCUCUGCUCACUCUUUUAUUAUGUGCCUGGUUUGGUUGUUUUCUGCCAAUCCCAGUUUCACCAUUUUCACCCAAAAACCUAGCCGAAGAGCUAGGAAGAAAUUCACUAAGCCCAAGAACAGACAUGUCUCACGCCGAUGGGCCGGCACUUGCAGAUGGAUUGGCAAACGGAGACACAAAGUUGUUAACAAACGUUACAGACUCUUAGGAAAGCAUGCUGCUUGGAUCAGAUUGAAAGCCAUUCGGAAUGCUCGGUUGACUCGCCGUUCUGCUUUCUGUGUGACUGGCAAAUCUUCUCAGCAGAUCGCAUCCACCGCUUCGCGAGGGCUUAUGGGAUGCAGCCGUUUUUGGUUUCUUUUGGGAACUAUUUUGAACCACCCAGUUGUGCAAUUUGGCAGGCUUUGGUUUUCAGGGAACCGUCAGUAUUCCUUAGGUACCACUGUCUUCAAUUUCAUUUGUAAGCUUGGAAAUUGGAAUCCAUGGAAUGCCCAGCGCGUUGGUGAAGCCAGCAAUCCGGGCCCGGGACCUGGAGGGUCUCGAUCGACGGAACGCAAAAGAAAGGAACAGACUGCGUCCCAAGAAGCGGAUGUCAGCCUGGCCACUGAGCUAUUGCAUGUCAUGGAAAGUUUCAAUCCCGAGCUGAUGAACAGGGCAUCAGUCAUUGCUGGAAACAUGCCCAUGGACUCCAACGAGUCGAAAACCAGACGGGUCACUUUUGCUGACCCAGAACAGUUUCCUCCUUUGCCUUCUGGUACGGAGCGCCGGGUCCGAUCUCAGGCUUAUGAGCUGGACCAAGCCAUGACUGUUGCGGUGGUCACCCCGGGCCGACAGGUUGGUGUUCCUGUGGCUGCUCUCACUGGGGGCAGAUGGGAACUCAUGAAAUAUACACAUGGUCAAAUCUUGGUUGGUCAUUUGCGGGUCAGUGAAGAGCUGGCGCGCAAGGUCUGCGGGGUCUCAGGCCUCCGAGGCCUUUUUGCCACCGUCCUCACCAAGGAAAUUCGGCCUCAGGUUGCUUGGUUGCCUAAGCCAAAGGGAUUCACUACUGAGGCUUAUUUCAGAGCUGCUUUGGAGAAAUCCAAAACUGAAAAUUGUCCACUGGCCCUGCGGCAAGGGGGUGGGAACGAUAUUGGUUUAGUUGGGGGAGAUCCCUUGAAGUUCAACCCUGGCAGACGCCAAUCAUGGGACAUGUAUGGGGUCCCUACUUUUUGGGAGCACCGUGAUGUUCACCAGUUUCUCUCUCAAGAAGGAUGGAAAUCCCUGGAGGUUCGCAACCGCGCCAAGCGACGUGGCCAACAUGUCUGGGUUUUUCAUGCCUCCCCUCCCCCAUUCCAAGAUAAGACCGUCGAUAGUACCUGGUCUUAUGCUAACCAUGACAAUUCUUGCCAUAUCACCAUUUUGAGGGAAUCUCCCAAACCGCGCAAAGAUGCUUCCUCCACUGCAGUGCCUGCCCCCAGGAAAAAAUGGGUAGCCCCUGAGUUUGUGGCUCAUGUUGAUGACUUUGAUUCUGAGACUGCGAUCAACCAGUCUGAGUCUAAAGAUGAUUCUGGUAAAGCCCGAGACCGGUCUCACAGGAGGAAGCCGCCGGGAGGAAAGGGCAAAACGCCAGAUUCUGAGGCUUCUGCGGUUGAUCCAGAUCUGCUCCUCCUGAAACGUGCCCCGGGUUGGUCCAUCAAGGACGAAGGAGGUACGGGGGAUUGCGGAUUCAGAUCGGCCGCUCGAUGUUUGGCCACUUGGCAAAAGAAAGUCUGGGACAAAGAAGAGACGGUUGUCUCGGAAGCUUCUCGUCUUCGCACCAUGGCGGUUGGCCAUCUGGUGAAACACAGCACUCACUUCAAACCAUUUUGGAGUGUUGAUUCGCAAGAACUGCCUGUUCACAGAGACAAUCAACCCGCUGCGCAGGAUUAUGAAGAAUUUUGUAUGCUUGCUUCCAGGAAAAAUUACUGGUGUGAAGGGUUCCUCCUCCAGGCUUUGGCUAGGAGGCUUCAAACACACAUCAUUUCCUUUGUGUGGGAUAGUCAAGAUCAAAAUUGGCAUCGGUUCUUGAUUCCCCCGCAUGAGGACCAUGUUUCUUCUGGUUGUGCUCACCCCAUUUGUUUGGUUUUAAAAGGAGGUCACUACCGGGCCCUUAUCCCUUCGGACCCCAAACAAGACAUCCCUAAAGGAUGGUUUCAAGCCACUGCGGCCUUCCCUAGAGGCGCUUUGCGAGCCGGCGCCAAAUCUAGUUCUUUGUCUGUGCCUGCUAGCUCUCCUUGCCAUAGCCAGCAGCAACAACUUAGGCCUGGGUCAAACCAUGCUCACAGUCCCGGUCUGAGCCUUGGCCCUUCCAGUGGGUGUUCUGGUAGAGAACGUAAACCAAAUGUGAAUGGUGCCACCGCCGAGUGCACUGGUGGUGAGCCUGGUUCUGCGCUUGAUUUGCCGCCUGAGACUCCAGUCAAGCAAACCUCCAUCAAGUCUUUUUUUCAGCCGCAGCAUACUAUGCCCCCUUCUAUCCAGGGUUCUGCUGACCUUAAUAUUCCUUCUAGUUCUUCGAUUGGCCAUAAUCGUAAGAGGAAACGUCCCACUGACGGGACACAAACCGAAAGGGAACGGGCUCCGGAUUCUCAUCUUACCAUCCCUGAUAGCACCGUGCCUGCCGCGCGUUCCUUAAAUUUGGUUCAAGCCUUUUCCUCCGUUGCUGGCUCUGCGCCAGCUAGUCAUAACCCUGAUCCACCCCAGGAUCGCCAUGACGGGAGUCAGCAUGCCCGCCCCCGCAGCUGGCACCGGACACAAAUUGGGCAACUUUGGUGGAGCUGCGACAUUUGCGAUUUCAAGGUGUAUUGGGUUCCGGGGGUCUCUUCUCACUCUGACGCCCGGCGACGUCACCUGAUUGAAAAACAUGAAUUUGCUCCCACUGCCAUUCCUAAACUCAAAGCUCCGAAACUUGACGAGUCUGUCAGCGCUCGGUAUUACAAGCAGAGAUGGGCCGCUCUUUUGGAAAUUUGCGCUGAGUGGGCUUGGCCCGGCAUGCAUUCUUUGACCAAGGCCAAGCUUAGUUGGAAAUGCUCAAAGUGUGAUUCUGGCAGGAUCUUGUCCAGUCAAGUUGCGGCUCAAGUUUGUCCCGCUUAUGAGGGCAACCAUGAGGCCAUUCCCAGUUUGGCGGCUCGGAAAAAAUUGUGGCAGGCUUGGUAUGAUGAAGCCAGGAACUCUGUCCACAUUUCCAAGACUGAAGCUGCCAAGAGGCGUGUCGCCCUGCGGGUCCAAAACAAAGCCGCUCGUCAGGCGGCUUGGGAUGAGUCCGCUAGUGCUGCGAAACGUCUUCAGCCCUUUCGAGGUCUUCCUCUCAUCAAUGCGGAUCGUAGCCAGCUGACUUGGUGGCACUGUCCGAUGUGUGAUUAUACUGUCAAGCACGGGCAUCCGCGACGUUCUGAUGCCAAAGCUAAACACCUCAAGGAGGUGCACCAAAGCAACAACAUUCUGUUGGACAAGAACAAGAAUGACUCGUUGGCGAACCCUGCUAGGCUGGUUCGCGCCGCUGACGCGCUGGAUGCGCGAUGGAAACGGAUGCACGAGCUCAUUAAAAACGGGCCGUGGGCCGGAGCCCAUCUUCUCGAACUGGAACCGGCAUACUAUCGUGAGUAUGUCUCCAAAGCUGGCAAACCUUGGAGUCGGGCCAUGUACCGAUGUCGAAAAUGCAGCAUGGUGGUUUCCUUGAGUGACUAUGUGACUGCCGUUUGUAGACUCGCUGAGAAACCUCCUCCUCUCAGUGAACGCAAAGCUAUCUGGAAGACCCUCAGAAAGCAAACUGUCCAAAGAACCAAGAAACCGCCUAAGUCCAAACGCAGGGUUCACCCUGCUAGAGGGGUCAGAAUUGGGGAGGCCCAACAUCCGGGCCCCUCCCGGUCCAUGGCCAAGUACAAGACUCACGACUUCAAAGUUUGGUCUGUCAACAUUUGCUCCUGGCGGGCCAACGGCACGGCCUUGCUCGAUUCCGCCAGGGACGAAGAUGUUACUGCGAUCUUGCUUCAAGAAACCAAUGUUUCUGACAUUUCGGCUCCCUCCUUCUCUCAUCAACUUCUUAGAGCAGGAUGGCACCAUUCGCAUCUCCCUCCUCCGGACAGGCAUCGAAAAGGGGGCGUUGCUAUUCUCACCAGGGAGCCCUGCUCCCUGGUUCAAAUUGCUGCUAUCCAGGAAGGGUUCGGCCAGUUUGUGUGUGCUGAAGUGAUAGGCCUCCAAAGACCUUUCUUUUUGGGUUCCAUUUAUCGACAUGCUUCGGAUCUACAAUUUGAGAUUUUUCACCAUGUUUCUUCAUUCCUUGAAGCCAAUAAUGGUAAAGAAUGGAUUUUGGCCAUGGAUGCCAAUGCCAGCAUGGAGGCUGGCAUCGUCCCUGACACCUUUUCUAGAUUUGGGGGAGUUUGUUCCAGCUGUGCCCGUCACACGACGGUUCCUAUCGAUGGUAUCUGGCAUUCUGCGGGGCUCCCGGUGCUCACUUCGCAGGAGUUACCCAGCCCUAGUGACCACACCAUUGCGGAAAUUUCUUUCAAUUUGACUGUUGCGGGUCGUAAUUUUCAACACUUGCGGUUCACACACACUCCCAAACUCAGUCCUGAUGUGAAUGCUGACUUUGUGGGAUCCGCGGUCCCUUGGGAAGAUGUGGCCUGCACCUCGGAUACUUGGCAGUCAGCUUUAACGGAUGUCAAUUUGGCUUGGGACCUCUGGUCCCGCAAUGCUGAAUCUUGGCUUCAAGCGCACGGCGUCUUGGUAUCUGAGAAAGCUGAAAGGCGCCUUGGCUCCAUUCCUACUCUUACCUCUAGUGCGCACCGGAUUGCUAGUAUGCAAAGCAUACAGGAGAGACAGUUGCGACGGCAUAUUCGACGCCUGGAUGAGGCCUUGGUUAUGUCCCGUAAAGGUUCUUUGAUUCCUUCCAAACUUUUCCAUAACAUUUUUCGGGGUUGCUCCGACUCCGAUGAGAAAAAUGCUGUUUCUAGUCGCCUGUGGGGAGUUGCUAGAAAAAAGUCCAUGGAGCGUUUGACGGCGCUCAUUCAGACUCAACAGAAAGCCGCUGUCCAGAAAUGGCGGGACCGGGUGCACACUGUUCCCGGGGCAUGCAGGUGGCUGCGUCAGGAACUUGCCACUCCAUACACAGUCAGGCAUGAACAAGGUGAUAUCAUCGGUUCUAAACCUGCAGCUGUUUGUGCUUUGAGAUCCUUUUGGAAACCCAUUUUUGGUCAGGCUGCUGAUGCUUGUAACGUUCAAACCUUUUUUGAUCACUACGAUAUGGAUUUUCCCCAUUCUGCCUUUGAAGAACCAUUACCUCCUUUGACGGCCGAGCGCAUCUUCAAAGCUCUGCGAAAAAUGAAAGGACGCGCGGGAGGCCCAGACGGCUGGUCUCCAGACUUGCUGCUGCAUCUGCCGGCCGAAGCUGUUUGUCGGUUAGCCGAGUUCUUGCAGUCUUGUGAAAGCCAAGGUACCUGGCCUCGUGCUAUGUACCAUUGGGUUGUUAAGUAUAUUCCCAAAAAGAAGGGUAAUGGCCCCCCUCCCCUGGGCGGGGUGCGUCCCAUAUGUGUGGGUCCGGUCCUUUACCGCGUCUGGUCUUCUGUCCGCCUGUCUGACCUCCAGUCCCAUCUUACCUCCCUGUAUGACUUUCACCAAGUCCGGGAUGUGUACCAAUGUCUCUUGUCUCUGCAUCAAGAGUUCCCUCCUGAGGAUUUUCCCUUCGGUCUUUGCCUUGACUUUGAAAAAUGCUUCGAUAGCAUUGACUCUGGCUUGUGCGUCGCCCUGCUUCGUCGCCUCCACAUCCCUGCUGCCGUUUGUGACCUCCUCUCCUCUCAGUGGUCCCUUCAUCAGCGUUGGGUCUCUUUUGCCGAUUGCGUGGCUCCUCGUCCCUUGGGUUCCGUCCUGGGUCUUCCGCAGGGGGAUCCGUGGUCUCCGGCUUGUCUUACCCUGUGUUUGAUGUUGCCUCUGCGUAAACAGUUGCGUCUGGUCCCGCAGUCCACUGCUUUCCUCUUUCUGGAUGAUCGCACGUUGCUGGCCCGUACUGUUGGUGCUCUUCGGGAGGCUCAGGCGGUUUGGGCUGAAUUCUCUAGGCUUACUCGCGCCAAAACUCACGAGGGUAAGUCUCAGGUUUGGGCCCGUACGGAGGCUGCCUUCGCUGCUUUCGAAGCGCAUGGCUGGUCUCCUCGGUUUCAGGUGGAGGUCCUCGGUGUUUCUGUCGGCUUGUGUGGUCGCGGUAUCUCUCCGUCGGAAACUCUCCGGUUCCAGAAAGCUCAUCGCUUGGCUCGUCGUCUUGCCGUCUUGCCUUGCUCUCACAGCUUCAAGUCUUCCUUGGUCUCUCUCGUUUUGUCUCCCUUGGUGUCGUGGGGGUCGCUGUUGGGUGGGCGUGUCCCCUCUGUUGCUGAGGUUUCUUCCUUUCGUACCUUGGCUAGGUGUGCGGUCAAAGGCUACGAAGGAGGUCAUGAAAGUGUGGAUCUGCAGCAGGUUCUCCUUCUGGGGCAUACUUCGGAUCUCCUUUUUGUUUCCGUUCAGCGUGUUCUGAAGGCCUUUCAUGUGUGGCGUGCUUCUCACCCCCUCGUCCCUGCUGUGCGGCCCUCGGGUUUCUUGUCGUGCUUCUCGCGUGCGGUUAGUCGGCUCGGGGGUGCCGUUGUGGGGCCUGGGGUCUUCCGUUUCGGGUCCUUUGCUUGGGAUUCCUCCUCUCCCGUCGGUUUUGUGUCCGGGUAUGCUCAUUGCCUGCGGCAAUUCUGGCGCCUCUCUCGUGCGCGGGUGUGGCUUAACUCUCGGCGUAACGAUGCUCGUAUUGCUCGCGAGUCGAAUCUUGUCCUGACGUCGGCCCUCUUGGAUCGUCUCCGUCAGGUCUCCCUGUCCGUCGACGGUCAUGCUCGUCAAGUCAUGUGCGGCGGUCUGUCUACCACGGCUCACUCGUCGGCCCCUCCCAACUUUUGCUUCUGCUGUUACCUUGUCCAAUCUACGGACCACAUCUGGUGGCAUUGCCCUGUCUUUUCUCACCUUCGCGUCGUGCCUCGUCCCUCCUCGUCUUGUGUCGCUCGUCUCGGGUGGGGCGGGGGGGGGGCCAAUCGAAUAUCAUUCGGCAGCUCGGUGCUAUUCGCCGUUCCUUCCUUGCCCUUAAACGGAAAGGGGGGGGGAGGGGGGCCCGGGGGGGGGGGCCCGCCCCAGGAGCCUCCCGAUGAUUGCUGA